GGCAAACUAAACGUCUCGAUAAUCAAUGGCAAAGAGUUUCUGCCUUUCGAUACGAAACGGUUGUCAGUGUUUUGCGGAGCGCCUGACGGACAGCAAUGCGUUUACGCCGGAGAUAUACGAGUCAAUCAACAGUUAGGCUUAACGACACUGCAAUUAAUGUUUUUGAGGCCGUCGCUCAAUGUACAUAUUCAACCUGUUCCCGAGCACCUGGGGGUUCACCGGCCACUACAAGGACUACUCAAACCCGGGUAUUAUCAACGAGUUCGCCACCGCAGCCUUCAGAUGGCAUUCAUAGGCCGUCGCUCAAUGUACAUAUUCAACCUGUUCCCGAGCACCUGGGGGUUCACCGGCCACUACAAGGACUACUCAAACCCGGGUAUUAUCAACGAGUUCGCCACCGCAGCCUUCAGAUGGCAUUCAUUGAUUCAGAGUUUUUACCACUUGGUAAACUCAGAGGGAGAGUACACAUCGCACCCACAGCUCAGGGAUAUAUUCAACGAUCCGACGCCUCUCUAUAAACCGGGUGUCGUCGAUGAGGUCCUAUACGGCACAGUAGUCCAGCCCUCGCAGAAAUUUGAUGGCAUUGUCACAGAAGAGUUGUUUCGGGCGCCAAAAGCCAAGUUUGGCGGCGAUUUAAUCGCCACAAACAUACAGAGGGGUCGAGACCACGGACUCCCGCCCUAUAAUAAAGUGCGAGAGGUGUGCGGUUUGGGACGCAUCAAGAGCUUUGACGACUUGAACCGAGCGUUUGGUCCGGGAAUAGGUUCACAAUUCGCCCGAUUGUACAAAAGCGUUGACGAUAUCGACCUCUUUUUGGGCGGCAUUCACGAGCGCACGGCUUCCGAGGGUAUUCUCGGACCGGUGUUCGCCUGUAUUGUCGCCGAACAGUUCAAACGGACUAAAGAGGGCGACCGGUUUUGGUUUGAGAAUAUUGGCCUAAGCCAUUCGUUUACUGAAGGUCUGUUUUUGAAGUUGUCAUGUUAA
Molecule: messenger RNA, 984 nt
Organism: Medioppia subpectinata
Lineage: Eukaryota; Metazoa; Arthropoda; Arachnida; Sarcoptiformes; Oppiidae
Source: the annotation of a GenBank genome assembly